UGCGUAAUUUGCGUAAAAGCUGUGAUUGGAUGUCUCCAAAUAUCUGAGGAUCCACACCUGCUGACAGACUCGCCUUAAAGGCCUGAAAAACACCCCACCACAGCCUCUCCAUCUCCAUCUCCAUCUCCAUCUCCAUCUCCAUCCUCAUCUGGGAAGCAGGAGCCAAGGUGCCAAGAUGAUGGAGCUGCAGAUAGAUGAGGUGGUGUACCAGGACGACUACGGCUCCGGAUCCGUGAUGUCGGAGAGGGUGUCGGGCCUGGCCAACUCCAUCUACCGGGAGUUUGAGAGGCUCAUCCGCAGCUAUGAUGAGGAGGUGGUGAAGGAGCUGAUGCCACUGGUGGUGAACGUCCUGGAGAACCUGGACGGGGUGCUGACGGAGAACCAGGAGCAUGAGGUGGAGCUGGAGCUGCUGAAGGAGGACAACGAGCAGCUCAUCACCCAGUACGAGAGGGAGAAAGCGCUCCGUAAGCAGGCGGAGGAGAAAUUCAUUGAAUUCGAGGAUGCGUUGGAAGCUGAGAAGAAGGACCUGCAGGUGCAGGUGGAGUUUCUGGAGCUGCAGGGGAAACAGCAGGAGCUCAAAACAAAGAACUACUCUGACCAGAUCACUCGGUUGGAGGAGCGAGAAUCAGACAUGAAGAAAGAGUACAACGCUCUGCACCAGCGCCACACUGAGAUGAUCCAGACGUAUGUCGAACACAUAGAGCGGUCCAAAAUGCAGCAGGCAGGGAGCAACAGCCAAUCAGAAGCCCCCGGCUGUGGACGAACCAAAGCGGAGCGGCCACCUUCAUUGAGCCUCUACCCGAGCGGCGAGGGCAUGGUACGUGGGGGUCUCGGGGGGGCUAGGAUGAUGCCCGGGAAAGACAUCUGGCAGGAGGACGGAUCAGAGUCCGACUCCGUGGCGGCCACACCCAGCAGCACAGGAAGCCAGUCCAACACACCCACCUCCUCCGUCCCCUCCGACACUGUCACCCCCAUCAACGAGGGCUUCGUGCCGCAAUCCGAGUGUGACGCGAUGCGGGCCGGGAACCGCAGAAAAGGUGCCAAGCGGCUCAGCCGGAAUAUGGAGGUGCAGGUUUCCCAGGAAACCAGGAAUGUCAGCAUCGGAAUGGGAAGCAGCGAUGAGUGGUCAGAGUUUCAGGAGAUCAUCGAUUCAACGCCUGAGCUGGACAUGUGUGUGGACCCCCGUGUGUACGGAGGAGGAAACAGCCCCUCUCAGGGCAUAGUGAACGAGGCCUUCGGCAUCAACACCGACUCUCUCUACCACGAAAUCAAAGACGCCAAGUCGGACAUCAUCGGCGAUGUAGAUGCAGGCGCCGAGCUGCUAGGGGAGUUCUCAGGGAUGGGCAAGGAGGUGGAGAACCUGCUGACGGAGAACAAACAGCUCCUAGAGACCAAAAAUGCUCUCAACAUUGUGAAAAAUGACCUUAUUGCCAAAGUGGACGAGCUGUCGGGGGAGCACGAGGUGCUGAGGGAGGAGCUGGAGGCUUUGAGGCAGUCCAAGAACAAGGUGGAGGCCAGAGUCAAGGAGCUGGAAGAAGAACUCAAGAGGUUAAGAGCAGAGGCUCUCGGUGCAUCACGGGACUCCAAGGAUGAAGGAGGUGAUGAUUUUUCAUCGCCCAUGCAGGACGGCGACAUGACGAUGACGCAGCGGCGGCGGUUCACCCGGGUGGAGAUGGCCCGCGUGCUGAUGGAGAGGAAUCAGUACAAGGAGAGGCUGAUGGAGCUGCAGGAGGCCGUACGGUGGACAGAGAUGAUCAGGGCGUCCAGGGAGAGUCCUCAAAUCCAAGAGAAAAAGAAGUCCACCAUCUGGCAAUUCUUUGCACGUCUCUUCAGCACGUCGUCCAGCCCUCCGCCCGUCAAGCGGCCGUACUACAGCGUCAACAUCCACUACAAGUCGCCCUCACCGGCUGGUUUCUCUCAGCGACGCAGCCACGCCAUGUGUCAGAUCUCCACCUCCAACCGCACGCUGGAGUUCUUCCCCGAAGAUGACUCGGCACUGUUGGCCCGCCGAGAACAGCGACGUGAACAGUACCGGCAGGUCCGCGAGCACAUGCGCCGUGAUGAUGGCAUCAUGCAGGCCUGUGGCUGGAGUGUGCCAUCUCGCUUCAAACAGGCCGGGGUCUCUAACCCUGGUCUCCCACCGACUGUUGGACCGGCGGACAGCGCUCAGGACAGCCCGCUGAAGAGACCACAGACGAUUGUGGAGAAAGAGGACAACCGCAUGAAGAACGUCCCAGUCCCGGUGUACUGUCGUCCUCUGGUGGAGAAGGACCCCAACAGGAAGUUGUGGUGUGCAGCUGGGGUUGACCUGACAGGAUGGAGGGCCAGCAGUCAGGAGUUGGUACCAUCCAAAGCACCGUCGGGCGGCGGCGACCCUCUGCACGCUGACGAGAACGGAGUUGGGAAGAAGAGCAGCCACAGCUCCCCAGAGAAGAGGAAGUCAAAGGAGCUCCAGGAGAUAGACACCAUGAACAGUCGAGUGUGGAUCCUCACCAGCACACACUCAGCCAGCAAGGUGGUCAUCAUCGAUGCCAACCAGCCGGGCUCACUGGUCGACCAGUUCAACGUCUGCAACGCCCACGUGCUCUGCAUCUCCAGCGUUCCAGCUGCAAGCGAGAGCGACUACCCAGCAGGAGAGAUCGUGUUGGAUCCAGGUGACGGAGGAGUAGGAGGCGGAGGCGAGGACGCUGGCAGUGUGGAGGGCAUGUUGGCUGGUAUCACUCUUGUCGGCUGCGCCACCAACUGCAGUGUUGCCCGUAGCAACUGCUCCUCACGCACUGACACGCCGAUAAUGGACAAAGGACAAGCCCCAACUGCUCCACCCAUGAAUGGGAAGAUCCACCCCGCCCAGUCGGCUGAGGAAGCAAUGGAGGCCACGGAGGUUACCGAGUCAACGGCGAGCCACGCAGAGCUGAGAUCUGGACCUCCGGGACCAUUUACUGAGCACGUCUUCACCGACCCCCAGCCUCGACUAUCAGACGCCUCCGACAGAAGCGUGGGUCAGUCCAAAGAGGAAACUUCUCAGCCUCCAGAGUCAGAGGACGGAAGUGAAGAUUCCAAGACCUACACCAGUGUGGCCCCCACUAUGUGGCUCGGGGCCCAGAACGGCUGGCUUUACGUCCACUCAGCAGUCGGAAACUGGAAGAAGUGCCUCCACUCCAUCAAACUCAAAGACUCUGUGCUCAGUCUGGUACAUGUGAAAGGUCGUGUGCUGGUCGCCCUCGCUGACGGGACCCUCGCCAUAUUCCACAGAUCAGAGGAUGGCCAGUGGGAUUUGUCUAACUACCACCUCAUGGACCUCGGUCGGCCUCAUCACUCAAUCCGCUGCAUGGCUGUGGUUCAUGAUAAGGUUUGGUGCGGCUACAAGAACAAGAUCCACGUAAUCCAGCCCAAGAGCAUGCAGAUCGAGAAGUCCUUCGACGCCCAUCCUCGCAGGGAGAGUCAGGUGCGGCAGCUAGCGUGGAUCGGUGACGGUGUUUGGGUGUCGAUCCGGCUAGAUUCCACCCUGCGACUCUACCAUGCGCACACACACCAGCAUCUCCAGGAUGUGGACAUUGAGCCCUACGUCAGCAAGAUGCUGGGCACUGGCAAGCUGGGCUUCUCUUUUGUGCGAAUUACAGCACUUCUGAUUGGUGGAAACCGUCUCUGGGUAGGAACUGGAAACGGCGUGAUCAUCUCCAUCCCUCUGACAGAGACCAAUAAGGUGUCUCCUACAUCGUCCGGUGGAGUGAUCCAUGUGUACGGUGACGACUGCUCUGAGAAGAGCACCGGCAGCUUCAUCCCCUACUGCUCCAUGGCACAGGCCCAGCUCUGUUUCCAUGGACACCGCGAUGCCGUCAAGUUCUUUGUCUCAGUACCCGGCAAUGUUCUGGCCACACUAAACGGCAGUGUGCUGGACAGUCCGUCGGAGGGUCAGGGGUCAACAGCGCCCCAAGAGACGGAGGCCCAGAGUGUUCACAACGUGUUGGUGCUGAGUGGAGGAGAGGGCUACAUCGACUUCCGUAUAGGAGAUGGAGAGGACGAUGAGACGGAGGAAGGAGACAGUGGUGGAACUUCGCAGAACAAACCCGCUUUGUGUAAAGCUGAGCGAAGCCACAUAAUCGUCUGGCAGGUGUCUUACAUACCUGAGUGACACCUGGAUCUGCUUUAACACCCACACCCACUCAUCUCCUUAAAGAAAUCUCUUCCCGCCCCCCCAAAAAACGCUUCCAGCCACCCAACCCUUGUAAUUACUCCUGGUCAUGUAAAAGUUCCCUCUUGGCUCUAAAACGACCCUCCAAGCCACGUAUGGUCCCUUGUAACUAUUAUACCCCCUCCUGCCCCGUCACCUGUAACUUAAAUGCCUUGUAAGUACCUCCUCUGAUCUAGUAACCUGCCUGCCAUCCUGUUUCUGUCCCACCCAGGGCAUUGUAACUAUCUUCAUGAGCCUUGUAACCCGGCCUCAUAACUACCUCCCUCCUCUGUAUCGAUCUUAUACUCACCCUGUAAGCACACUGUAUCUCUUCCUAUAUUUACCUCAACUGUCCUGCAUCUGCCCCAGAGUUACCCCUCUUCUUCCUCCACUUAGUUUGUCACCUGUGAAGCCUCCACCUCAUCUUAUUGCAAAAAGCCCAGAGCCCCAACAUGCAUCAAUUGUACCAAUAACAAAAAAAUAAAAAAUCAAGACCACGGGUACAGAAAUGUGAAUGAAAACACUGACUUGCAUUUCCAACAGAGAUCAGAUUUUUCUAACCGCUAAUCAGCAUCCAUGAUUGUUAAUGCCAUCGUAUAUUUGAAUGGAUUUAAGGGAUGAGGUGUUUUAAGGAGUGUGAGGUUGAAAACAAAUCCGAGGAGACGGCUUACAAAAGUCCUUAUUUGGCUUUAAGAUUGUGGUGUAUAGCGAACGAGUUUGGAUCCCAUUAAACAACGACAUUGAACAAAUGGAAAGUCAAAAUUGAAGUUUGGGCUUUUUUCACUGUAACCCUAAAAAUAUUUUGCAUCCAAUCUUGCCUAUUUAAAGAGGCUCGAUUAUUGAUUUUCUACCCUGUAAAAAACAGAAACCCUCAUGACGAUGUAAUGACUUUGUGUGCGGUAAAGACAGGAAAUAUCUGGUGCCUGGUGUGAAGCUACGAGUCACGUGAACAAUUUGUAAAACCAGUCGAAGGGUUUAUGCUCAAUGUGUCGAUGGUUCAGUCCGAGACUCAUUUCUCUCAUCCGACUGGCUGUUGAUCAGACGGUUCGUUGUAAAGCAGGUGAACAGUGAUGUGUUGUCAUUAUGUGUACAGGGAUAAUUGUAAAAGUCCAGACACACUGAAGCCCAUCCUCUUUGUUCAGUAUGGAUAUUCAUGCAUUGAUCUCUUUCUGUGUGGAUUAAAUAUUAAACAUA
This is a messenger RNA of Anoplopoma fimbria (sablefish), 5365 nucleotides long. RefSeq names its product mitogen-activated protein kinase 8 interacting protein 3 (gene mapk8ip3). NCBI's taxonomy places the organism in Eukaryota, Metazoa, Chordata, Actinopteri, Perciformes, Anoplopomatidae. The transcript has 31 exons. Gene Ontology annotation, biological process: vesicle-mediated transport. The coding region runs from base 176 to 4132 and encodes 1318 amino acids. The record is from RefSeq and is a predicted model, not a curated record. Gene Ontology annotation, molecular function: signaling receptor complex adaptor activity; JUN kinase binding; kinesin binding. Gene Ontology annotation, cellular component: cytoplasm.